Messenger RNA from Pelobates fuscus (common spadefoot toad), 6803 nucleotides. It is a transcript of the gene CRTC2, whose product is annotated as CREB regulated transcription coactivator 2. The record is from RefSeq and is a predicted model, not a curated record. Gene Ontology annotation, cellular component: nucleus; cytoplasm. The coding region runs from base 26 to 3238 and encodes 1070 amino acids. Gene Ontology annotation, molecular function: cAMP response element binding protein binding. The transcript has 13 exons. NCBI's taxonomy places the organism in Eukaryota, Metazoa, Chordata, Amphibia, Anura, Pelobatidae. Gene Ontology annotation, biological process: positive regulation of transcription by RNA polymerase II; protein homotetramerization.
CGGCGGCUGCGGAAGGGCUAGAAACAUGGCGGCUCCGGGGGCCAGCGGGCCGAGCUCGGCCUCCAACCCGAGGAAAUUCAGCGAGAAGAUCGCACUGCAGCGGCAAAGACAGGCGGAGGAGACGGCGGCCUUUGAGGAGGUCAUGAUGGAUAUCGGCUCCACACGGUUACAGGUACAGAAGCUGAGAAUGAACCACAUUCGAGGUCCUUAUUAUGGAGGAUCCCUUCCUAACGUAAACCAGAUUGGAAGCGGCACGGCGGAUUUUCAGGGUUCCCCACAUUCCCCUUCGGACCCUACUCGCAGCACACGACACCACGGCUUAGUGGAGAGAGUGCAUAGAGACCCCCGACGUAUGAUGUCACCACUGCGUCGCUAUAUGCGUCAAAUCGAUAGCUCCCCGUAUGGUGUUUCCUACCUUUCCCCGCACCAGGAUCCCAGCUUGAGAAGGAACCUGCCAUGGGGAAACUACCCCUCGGACACAGGACAGCUGUUCAGGCUGCCUACUGCAUUAAACAGAACAAACUCCGACUCAGCCCUGCACACCAGCUUAAUGAACCCCAGCUCUCAGGACCCAUACCACAACCCUUCACAGAUUGUACACCCUGCUAGCAGGAGGAGCGCAUUUGCCUUCCCUGUCCCAGCGAUCGAGGAAAACCUGCAGUCAGAUGGCAAACACUUACUGAAACCAAGCGAUACCAAGAAACUCCCAGCAUCCUCUGCUCGACCAAAGUCCUGUGAAGUUCCUGGAAUUAACAUUUACCCUUCCAUGGACCAGUCUGCCAACAUGCCCUCCGUGCCCAAUGUACUCAGUACUGGGGGAUCACUGCCUGAUCUGACAAACCUGCACUCUCCCCACCCUACCCCACGGGAUGCUGAGGAUUCUGGUUUCAAAAGCCUGAGUGGGGGGAAUAGCACUGGCAAUCUUGCCAACACCAUGACCCAUCUGGGCAUAAGCCGGAUCGGUCUGACACCAGCCUAUGAUUCAUCAGGUUUCCCGUCACUGAGCCGUCCAUCUCUGCAAUCAUCUCUCAGCAACCCAAACCUACAGGCUUCACUAAGCAGCACCUCUCUGCAGAGUUCCUUCAGCAACCCAUCUCUGCAGUCCUCGCUCAGCAGCCAAUCCUUGCCCUCCUCUCUCAGUAAUCAGUCAAUUUCCCCUUCUGCCAGCAACCACAGCCUGCAAUCUGCUUACAGCACUCCUUCCUCACCUUCUUCGUCAUCCUCAUUUCCGCCACUUGCGCCUGCCUCCAUGAACACCUCCCCACGCCGUAGGGUUCCACUUAGUCCCCUUUCACUGCCAAUGGCGGGAGAUUCCAGGAGGCCACACCAGAAGCAGUUCUCCCCUACAAUGUCCCCUACUCUUUCUUCUAUUACACAGGGAGUCCCUUUGGAUACAAGCAAACUGCCAGCAGAUCAAAGGCUGCCCAUGUACCACUUCAAUCUUCCAAAUUUAAUACAGCAACCACAGCAUCUGUCUCAGCAAACAGUGCAUCCCUCUCAGCAUCCUGUAAUGUAUUCAACACAGCAAACAAUGCCUCACCAGCCAACACAGCAACAAAUGCCUCAGCAGCCAACACAGCAAACAAUGCAUCAUUCGCAGCAGCCGGCACAGCAAACAAUGCAUCAUUCGCAGCAGCCGGCACAGCAAACAAUGCAUCAGUCGCAGCAGCCGGCACAGCAAACAAUGCAUCAGUCGCAGCAGCCGGCACAGCAAACAAUGCAUCAGUCGCAGCAGCCGGCACAGCAAACAAUGCAUCAGUCGCAGCAGCCGGCACAGCAAACAAUGCAUCAGUCGCAGCAGCCAACACAGCAAACAAUGCAUCACUUGCAACAGGCAGCACAGCAAACCAUGCAUCAGUCGCAGCAGCCGGCACAGCAAACCAUGCAUCAGUCACAGCAGCCGACAAUGCAUCAGUUGCAACAGGCAGCACAGCAAUCAAUGAAUCAGUUGCAACAGGCAGCACAGCAAGUAAUGCAUCAGUCGCAGCAGCUGGAAGAGCAAAAAAUGUCUCGAUCCCAAUAUUCGGCUCAACAAAUAAUGCAUCAGUCGCAGCAUCAAGCAUCGCAGUCAAUGCAUCAAACACAGCAUCCAUCGUCGCAGUCAAUGCAACAGUCGCCGCAAACCUCAUCGCAAUCAAUGCGUCAGUCGCAGCAUCCAUCAUCACAAUCAAUGUAUCAGUCACAGCAGGCAGCACAUCAAGCAAUGCAUCAGGCACAGCAGGCAAUGCAUGAGUCACAGCAUUCUGCACAGCAAGCAAUGCAUGAGUCGCAGCAUUCAGCACAGCAAGGAAUGCAUGAGUCACAGCAUUCAGCACAGCAAGCAAUGCAUGAGUCACAGCAUCCAGCACAGCAAGCAAGGCAUCAGUCGCAGCAAGCAAUGCAUCAGUCGCAGCAGGCAGGACAACAAACAAUGCAUCAGUUUCAGCAGGCAGGACAACAAACAAUGCAGCAGUCGCAGCAGUCGGCAGAGCAAACCAUGCAUCAGUCGCAGCAGCCGACACAGCAAACAAUGCAUCAGCCGCAGCAGUCGGGAGAGCAAACCAUGCAGCAGUCGCAGCAGCCAGCACAGCAAUCCAUACAUCAGUCGCAGCAGCCGGCACAGCAAACCAUGCACCAGUCGCAGCAAACAGUACAUCCCUCUCAGCAGUCUUCAUAUCAGUCACAUCAAACACUGAACCAAUCUUCACAGCGCCAGUCUCGGCAACAUUUGCAGCAAAUGCACGAAGACCAACCACCUCCUUAUCAAGAUUUACAGAAGCCAUCAAAUUACUUCUCUUUAUGCCAGCAGAAUUCAGGGGGUCAGCCGUAUCAGCAUCUGCUUGGUUUUAACCUCAGCACUUUUGAGCAGUCUAACAUGGAGAGUUCAAAUGGGCGGCAGGAUCCAAGCAGUGACGCCUUCUUCGGAGAUUAUCAUCAUGUUCUCACGGAUGACCUGAGUGGUAGCAGUGUCUACAACCCGCAAUCCUUAAAUAAACAGAACCUCAACAAUUGCAGCCGGCAUGACCCCAUCCCAAAUAUCAUACUCACAGACGUGGAUUCUUCUCCUGGUUUAUCCAAAGAGAUUACCACCGCUUUGUCCUGCAUCCCUGGUUUUGAAGUGGAUCAGUCACUGGGAUUGGAGGAUGACUUGAACAUUGGACCUCUUACCUUGGAUGGACUCAACAUGCUCACAGACCCUUAUGCCAUCCUAACAGACCCAAUGGUGGAAGAUUCAUUUCGCUCUGACCGUCUGCAAUGAAGACUGAUGGCUUAACAGGUCUAGAGCAGACUUUUUCUAAAUCCCCUGUGAUUAUAAAGAAACCCCGGGAAGUUCCCAUGGCUUCACGAGUGUCAAGAGGUCAACCUACAGAAUGGUCCAAACAACCAAAGAUGAAAUUGCAGAAGAGUUUAGUUAACCUAGACCUGUGUGACUGAGACACAAGCAAAUAUGUUGUUAAGCCAAGGGAUGUAAGCAUAUUGGGUUAUUUUCUAUAACUUGCUUAACCCAAAACCGCCCAGCCCAUGAUUGUUAUAAUGCGACACUUGGAGAAAAAACGUUUACAGAAAGCCAUGGGGUGUUCCUGCUGGUUAAGAGCAAAGCAUACCCCACUUAUGUCAACUUCCAAGCCAACAAAGUUCAUAAACUGAUGCAGCAGAUAAGGUGGUCACUCCUGCGAUUGGAACCUGACCCUGCUACUUGCAGUCUGUAUAUAAACAUGGCCUUUCCUUGGUUACUCUCAUCCGGGCCGGUUAUUCUGUGGUAGUUGGAGACUGGUUCGCUUGCCACUGGGCAAUGCGCCAACCUGUCAAGACAUUCUGCCUUCUGUGUGGUAUUGGCUCUGGCAGCCCACGGGUGAACCCAAGCCUGCCAAACUUGAACAUCAAUUUCUAAACUAUUGUCUUUGUUUUGUAAAAUGAAAAUUGUAUUUUAUUUACUGAUUUUUGAGAAAAGAAUAUGUAUUUGUACUGGGUUGUUUUUUUUUUUUUUACAUUUUUAUAAUUAUGUGUUUAACAAGAACCAGGACUGGUGUGCUGAAGCACUUUAUGUGAGAAGUAGGGAGCAUGCUAAAAUCCCACAAUCCUUUGCGUUAAUGGUCUGGCACUUCAUUAUAAAUCAGAGCCUCUCGCAUAUCUUUUUGCAGCACUUAGUUCUCCUCAAUUGGACAGUGUGGUAUUGAAGGAGAAUUACCCUCCCCGAACAAAAAAGGACAUCACAUUUCAGAGUUUUGUGUAUACCCCAGUGGAAAGACAGAGGUGCACCACUUACUGUGUGAAUGGUAGCAGGAUAUGGAAACUUGUGCCGUGAUUACAGUUUUUUUUACGAAGAGACCACAUUUGGUUAAUCCCAAAUCACUUCCUGUUGGAGCUUUAAAAACAACUGCUCUCACUACCUGCACAGUCAAAAUUUCAACGGUUACAGAAGCUUUAGCACAGGUGAGUCAGUAAACUUGGCUGAAGGACUGAUUGAUUUGAAGUGUCCGUAGGAUAAAACUCUUCUGGGCAGUGGGAGCGAUAAUGUAGAAAGACCACAAUCAAGACAUAACACUUUGUGAACUACAACUUGUUUUUUAAUUGUACUAACAUACCCCAAGAAGUGAUACCAGUAAGUGUUGCUGUGAAUACAGAUGUUAUCCAUGGCAUUAAUAUAGUGUCAGAUAACGUUCUGCCCUGCCUGGAGAGCUUGCAAUCAGACAUUGUAUUUCACAAUGAGAGCAAGUGAUUGGAGCACAUAUAGAAGGUCCAGACAUGACCCUGACAUGCAGCAGGCUGUAUGGCUGUAGUUGGGUCACAAUACUUCAGAUGAGGGGAAAUAAUGGUUACGUUUUCCUACACAGGAAUUUUAGAGGUAACACAGGCUCCAUCCUACUAUAAUCACUAGAGAUCAGGGGAGCCAAAAGGUAGGACUUUGGCUGUUCUAAGACUACAGCUCCCAAAUAGCUUUUUUUGGAGUAAAGGGGCACCCUGGGUAUCAAUAUAGCUUUAGUGCAUUUUGGCAAUGACUGUGCUAUGUACAUACCCUUGAUAAGGAAGUCUUUUAAUGGAUUAAGGGGGCAUAUCUAAGGAGAAAGGCAUAUGGGGCAGCAUUCUGCAAAACAUUUAAUUAAUUUAUUUAUUUUAUUUCCAAAAACUAUAAAGAAAUGAGCAUGCCCAAAAUAUCGCAUAUAAAUGUGGCCAAGACCUUUAAAGUUGUAUUGGUGCCCGGAGUGUCCCUUUAAGCCUUAUCUGUUUGACUAUCUCUGUACUAGGCAGGUUUUCAAAUGGGAAAUUUGAGCUUCCCCACUAAAUGUAUUAACAAUAUUGAUUGGUUUUAUCCAUAAUGUCCCAGCCAUUUUGAUUGGAGAGACCACAUUGUAGCUCGGAUUUACCAACUAACGAAGAGAAUGCUGUGUAUGUUGUGUGGAUAAAUAUGCCUAGUUAGACUGUAAUACUUAGUCCAUCUUACCCGAAGACUUUACAAUGGUCUUUAGUGCACCUCUUAAUUUAAUCCCUAGUUCUCAGUCCCCCCCAAAAACCACUGAUGGUUUGCUGUCAUAGCAGUGUGGUCUGUUCCAAAAUGGAAUGCGUACUCAUUUAAAAACACCACACCGUCCAUGAUGGUGUAUGCCAUUUAGGAACCCGGUUGUUAUAAUUGAUUUCGUUCUUAAUGGGUUAAAGGGGCUCUAUAAGUACCAUCACUACUACAGCUCCUUGGAGUUGUUGUGGUGAAAUAGUGUUUGGACUCAAUUCCUUCUGAUUAAUGUAAAACUAUUUUCAAACAGUUUAACAAUAAUUGGGUCUCUGUUGUCACCUACUGCCACUUGUCUGAUGUGGAAGCUGAAUUCUGACUGCAAAUUUAGCCUGGGCCAUCUUUAAUAUUCUGUCACUUCAUUAGGUAGCUGCCCUUUGAUGUUCAAAUAGUCUUUUUUUUACUUAAACAACUGUACAGAGCCCGCUCACCCCUGGAGCAUUUUAACGGUUAUAUGGUGAUAUUGUGAUUUGUUGCUUUGAGCAAUUGUUUUUUUGUUUUUGUUUUUCUUUCUUGUUAAGCAACUUAAAAAUGCAACUGUUCAGUUCUGUGAGCGUCAAUGAAGCCAGGAUUUUGCAAUAUCUACCAUUCCAGGCGCUGUUGAUGAGAUUUUCCCUUGGUGGUAUGAAGACUGUGCUAUUUAGAAUUAAAAACCCAUAGCACUUUAAAUCGGUAGCCUCUGCUGUCACAGAGCUGAGAUUACAUCAGAGCACUUUGUGAUGUCAUCCUUGCACUUAUAUUCCCACUGUGUUAUAUUAGCCAAUCAUGUUCCUUCACAUUGAACAGUGCAGGAAACUAGGAUAUAUAGAGAACAUGACAAUGGGCAUUCUGAUUGGCUGAAAUGGUUGAAAACGUGUCUUUGCAUAUGUGCCUUGUCUCUGCAUAUUGUGUUCCCUACAAUCUAAUUUUAUACAUGGGUUCCUCUUACAUUGUCUUAAAAGAAGGAUAUUUUUUUAUAAGAAGCAGUUUUUUCCCCUGUAAAUAAUGUAUUUUUGUUCUUGUAGCGCCUAUUUUGCCAACAAAACAUUGAAGUGGAGAAUGUUACUGUCUUUCGGGUAAAAAGGAUUCAGGAAAUCCGCCCUCUUGUGUCACCCUAGAGAAUUGAAUCUCCCUUCUAGCACUUAAGCAGCUAAACAUGGCUGUAAUAUUUUUAUUUUAUCAUUUUUAGAAUCACUCCCUGUAGCUGUAACUGCGGCAACCUGUGCCACAGGGAAGUAAUGACCUUUAUGACAUAUAUGAAAAUAUAUAUAAAAUAUUUUUUUUGUUCAACAAAUGGUGUAGAAAUGUAUAUAUUUGUACUGAAGUUGUCCUUUUUAUG